GAGCACAAGGUGUAGAGCGUAAACACCUUACAAGCUGCGAGCAAUAGUGAGCAAUGAGCAUGAGCACGUGUUGUAGCGAGAUGUUGCGCAAUUCAUGAAUUAAUAGACAAGUUGGACGAGAUGUCGGAGGAACAAUUCGAGGAAGGACAAUUCAGCGAUGCCGACGAGGGGGAGGAACUGCCUUGCAUGCAAAACGGUAAAUUAAGGGAGUUUGAAGGGAAACUUUUAAAUCCUAAUGGGAAUUCUAAGAAGCAACUCGAAAAAGCAGUGGCCCAUCUGCAAAUUACAGAAAACAAAGCGAAUAAUGAUGAUAACGAUGACGACGAUUAUUGUAACAAUGAUUACGAUCUGGAUGAAGAGAAGAAUAUCGUGGUAAAUACGAGUUCACAGAAAUCAAACACUCAGACCACAUCUACAAAGAUAACGAACUACCAGCCUAAACACAAACUGCUGUCCCGUUAUGCUAAUAAAAUUAAUUUGGAGAAAUACGCGGGUCCGUCGUUGCCAGGUCAUGUGGCCAACGUGCUAAUCGAGAAUGACAAGCGAAUUAACAAAGAUCGCAUAAGGAUGAAAGACAAGAGCGACCAUGCAACCAUUGAGAAUGUAUUAGAUUCGCGGAUCAAGAACAAGCUGCACAAGCUGUUCGAGAGUGGAGUGCUGGCAGAGAUAAACGGCUGCAUCUCGACUGGGAAGGAGGCCAAUGUCUAUUACGCGAAAUCGAAGAGCGGAGAGGACCUCGCUAUCAAGAUAUAUCGAACAUCCAUCCUGACCUUCAAAAAUCGGGAGAAGUACAUCAGAGGCGAGUAUCGUUUCGACCACGUGCACUCCUUGCACAAUCCGCGCAAAAUGGUGAAGGUCUGGGUGGACAAGGAAUUUUCGAACUUAAAGCGCCUGGAGCAGGGCGGCGUCCGAGCGCCGCGGCCGCUCAUAUCCGCUGGCCACAUGCUGUUGAUGGAGUUCUUUGGUUCGGACGGCUGGGCAGCGCCUAAGCUAAAGGACGCCGUACUUACGGAAACAAAGGCAAGGACGUUGUACAGAGAGUGCAUCGAAAUGAUGUGGAAGAUGUACAACAAGUGUCGGCUCGUCCAUGCAGAUUUGAGCGAAUAUAAUAUUCUCUAUCACGAUGGAUCGCUCGUGAUCAUUGACGUUUCUCAGGCGGUAGAUCGCGAUCAUUGUAACGCGAUGGAAUUUCUCAGGAAUGACUGCAGCAACAUUACAGCAUUUUUUAAAAAAUAUAACGUGGGAGUUAUGUCGCUUCAAGCCUUGUUUGAUUUUAUAACGGAUCCAACUAUAAACGAAAAGAAUAUGGAUGAGUAUCUAGAUAUGUGGAUGGAAGAAGGAAAUCAAAAAGAGAAGGAUCCACAUCAACAGCAAGUAGAGGAGGCCGUUUUUAAACAGGCUUACAUUCCCCAAAGAUUGACUCAGGUGAUCAAUGCAGAACGCGAUAUAAAUCGCGCAAAGUCUGGAGAAGAUUUAAUUUACAAGACGCUGAUAGGCUUAAAAGCAGAUUUGUCCAAGCCAGCGGAAACACCAGAAAUUCUCGCUAACAAACACAAGACAGAGAGCAAAAAUAAGAAGGAAGCAAGUGAUACUUGUAGCUCCUCCAGUGACGACUCCGAUAGUGAGAACGAGAGCGAAACAGAUAGCGGGGAUAAUAAUAAGGGAAAGUUCGUAAAUUCGGCUAGACCUAGAAACGAAAGUCCUGAAAGUCGAAAAAUGCGCAAAAAGGCAAUCAAAGAACAGCAGGCGGAAAAGCGGAAAGUCAAGAUAAAAAAGCACGUGAAGAAACGUAAAAUAAAAGUAUCAAGAGGAAAAUAAAGAAAAAAUAAAAUUAUGUAACGUGUAUAUUGAUAAUCACAUUAAUUAUAGGACAUUAAUAAUAUCGAAGUAAGCACAGGAAAGAAUUACAAAAAAAUGGCAGACAA
Monomorium pharaonis (pharaoh ant) is the source of this 1925-nucleotide messenger RNA. It is a transcript of the gene RIOK1, whose product is annotated as serine/threonine-protein kinase RIO1. Gene Ontology annotation, biological process: maturation of SSU-rRNA. NCBI's taxonomy places the organism in Eukaryota, Metazoa, Arthropoda, Insecta, Hymenoptera, Formicidae. Gene Ontology annotation, cellular component: preribosome, small subunit precursor; cytosol. Gene Ontology annotation, molecular function: ATP binding; protein serine/threonine kinase activity. Bases 121 to 1818 code for a protein of 565 amino acids. The transcript is spliced from 5 exons. The record is from RefSeq and is a predicted model, not a curated record.